Dipodomys ordii (Ord's kangaroo rat) is the source of this 533-nucleotide messenger RNA. Its product is annotated as cytokine receptor-like factor 2. The transcript has 4 exons. The coding region runs from base 1 to 426 and encodes 141 amino acids. Lineage: Eukaryota; Metazoa; Chordata; Mammalia; Rodentia; Heteromyidae. The record is from RefSeq and is a predicted model, not a curated record.
AUGGACGGACGGACGGGUGGGACGACAGACGGACACGCGGACGGGCGGACGGACGGACGCGCGUCGGCCGCUGUCUCCGCAGAGCACUGUGAGCCGAGCCCGGCCUCCGUCCCGGCCCUGGGCCUGGCGCUGCCCUGCGGCCUGGCGGCCAGCCUGCUGCUGCUGCUGUGCGCGUGGAGGCUGAGCAGGGUGAAGCAAAGACUCCUCCCCUGGGUGCCCGACCCCCGAGGGAGCUUCUCCGGGUUGUUCGAGACCCACCACGGCCACUUCCAGGAAUGGAUCUCGCACACCCAGGCCGUGACCCCACCCAGGGCCACCGAACCCACCGAGGCCCACGAAGUGCUGGAAGUGCGCCCGGGCCCAGAGAACUCCUACAUGAACAGCUGCAGCCCCAGACCCCACGCCAACCCGUCUCCAGCCCCCUGAAGAAAAGGACCCCCCUUUGCCUCGACUUACCCACCCUUCGCCCAAGAAAAUGUACCCCAGCCCAGCCAGGAUGGGGGUGGGGCAGCACUGGAAGGCCUGGGGUUCGA